AUGUCUUUAAAGAGAAUAAAUGAUAAAGAUAUUUUCGAAAAUAUCAUUGAUAUUGGCCUUCGCAUGUAUGGAAAUGGUUAUGCACUUCCAAUCGAUUCUGUUCGUUGUGUAUUAGAAUAUUGUCAACAACAACUUCGAGAGUAUUGUAUAAAACAUAAUGAAUUGUUAAUCAGACGAAAUUCUCUGUUAACUACAUUGAUUUACUCUUCUCGACGAAACAAAACACGUUUGAAACGACUUCAACAAUAUGUUCAAACGAAAGAUCGAUCUUUAACUCAACAGGAAGAUUUAAAUGAUGUUAAAGAUAAACGAUUGACAAUAUCUGAUCGAUUUCAUCGAAUUUCUCGUCAAUUUCACAUUUAUCUCGAUCAAAAUGAAUUCUUCGAUCUCCAACGUGCACGUCAAUAUUCUCGUCUUGAUACUUAUUAUAAAAGUGAUCAAUUAACCAGCGAUGCUUAUUUAACAUUUGUUGAACAACAACAUUCAUCUUUCAAUCAAAUUCGUUCGUUAUCAUCAAUGGAUAUUCUUCAUUGGCUUAAUUUGUACAGUUUUUCUCUUCCAAAAUCUUCUCGUUCGAGUGAAGAUCUUUCCUUAGCGGAGAUUUGUUUAUUUCUACUCAAAGAAAUUCUUCUUAAUCUAAUGGAUAAAGUUUAUCAGUGUUCAACUCCUUGUGAAAUUCGCGAUGUUCUUCGUCGUCAAUAUGUACAAAGAUUUCAACGUUUACCUUAUUCAGGACGAAAACGACGAAAUUUUCAUUAA
Molecule: messenger RNA, 759 nt
Organism: Adineta ricciae
Lineage: Eukaryota; Metazoa; Rotifera; Eurotatoria; Adinetida; Adinetidae
Source: the annotation of a GenBank genome assembly